Molecule: messenger RNA, 1584 nt
Organism: Solea senegalensis (Senegalese sole)
Lineage: Eukaryota; Metazoa; Chordata; Actinopteri; Pleuronectiformes; Soleidae
Gene: necab3
Product: N-terminal EF-hand calcium binding protein 3
Exons: 13
Coding region: 107-1201 (364 amino acids)
Biological process (GO): regulation of amyloid precursor protein biosynthetic process
Cellular component (GO): endoplasmic reticulum; cytoplasm; Golgi cis cisterna
Molecular function (GO): calcium ion binding
Source: RefSeq, a predicted model, not a curated record
CCCUCUCGCACCAGCUUUACCUUCACACCUUGACUGCACUUCACAGUCUGUGUGAACCUCAUCUGUCUCUGCACGACUACAGGGAAACUGACCGACUGGGUGAAAUAUGUUGUCUUGUACGGAGAUGAUCACCAUGUGCCUGCAGUCUGCCAAACAGAAGCAUCUCCGGGCUCAGCAGCAGCUGCCGCCGCCGCCGCCGAUGCACAGCCAUGGACAAGGGUUGACUCUCUUUCAUGAUAUUUUCCGCCGAGCAGACAAAAACGAUGAUGGCAAACUGUCAUUUGAAGAGUUCAAUGCCUACUUUGCGGAUGGAAUCCUGACCACGGAGGAGCUGCAGGAGCUUUUCUACUCCAUAGACGGCCGACAAAAUAACAAUAUGGACACUGGCAAGCUUUCAGAUUAUUUUGCUCAGCACCUGGGGGAGUAUCUCAACGUCCUUUCAGCUCUGGAGAGUCUGAAUGUUGCCAUUUUAAAGGCAAUGGAUAAAACUAAAGAGGAGUACCAGGGUUCCAGUGUGUUGGGCCAGUUCGUCACCAGGUUCAUGCUCAGAGAGACGUCCAGUCAGCUCCACUCUCUGCAGCGGUCACUGCAGUGUGCCAUGGAGGCUGUAGAAGAGCAGAGCAGCCCUGAACAGAGAGAGGUAAAGGCACCCGAGUUGACAGCAGUACAGAGGAACGGCAGGCGAUGUGGUCGGAGGAUCCAUAACAAUCUGUGCAUGUCCCCAUCAGAUCCCCGUCCUGGCAUUUUGACCACAAGCGUUAGCGGGGACGAUGGAGACAAGUGGUGUUCCCAAAUCAACAGGCUGCAGCAACUUCUGGAUAAACUGGAGUGUCAGAGUCCCAAAUUGGAGCCACUGAAGGAGGACACACUGACCAGCACAUACAAGUCUAACAUCCUGCUGGUUCAGAGGCAGAUGUCUGUGACGGAUGAAGAUGCGGACAAGUUCCCCAAAGUUCUGAAAAGCUACGUCGACGCCACUUCAGUCCACUCCGACAACCUGCACGUGUCCGUUCAGAAGCUCCUGGGAAAGUCCUGUUACAUAAUGUAUGAGUUCUGGCAAGACCACAUCUCCUGGAUGAGCUACCUGCAGUCCAACAGCAGUAAAGAUUUCCAGCGCUGUGUCAUUGACAUGUUAGAGGAAGCUGAGGUGGUGUCCACGAUGUUGCUCCCAGCUUCUUGGUGGAUCAUGACCAACAACUAAUGGCCAGGAUGUCACAUCCCUACUGCCUACACUGUCACAUGGACAAAGGCACACUGGCACUGCGACUCACCCACCCCCACACAAACACACACACAUUUAUCAACACACAUGCACGCAUUCACAGAGUAGAAUUCAAAAGACAUCCACGUUUGUUUGAAACCAAGCGGAGACAGAGAGAGAGAGUGGCGUCACCCAGCUUUUUUCUCCCCAGCAGCAUCUUUUAUUAUUCCUCUGUCUUCUGUCACUGCUCAUUACUGUGCCGCUCAUAUCAAAAGGGAUAAACUCUGUAGGCAAUCAGAAGACUUAAGAGUGACUGAUGCUCUGAAUGCGAGUUGUUUAUUAUUAUCAUCCUUAUUAUUAUCAUUAUUAUUAUUAUUAUUAGU